GGGGGGAGAGAGAGCGAGAGAGAGCGAGAGAGAGGAGGAGGAAGGAGAUCAUCCAGCUCUGCUUGCGUCCAGUUCAUAAUUCCAGCCGUGUAUCUGAUGACGGGUAUGUCCCAGGUAACCUCUCAAUGAACCUUGUGAAGAAUACCUUGCUCUUUGCUUUAGGUCUGAAAUGAAGGAGAGGGGAGGAUUGUGCUGUAAAAAGAGUGGCUUGGUAAAGAGAAAAGAAGACUACAGCAAUACAGAGACUGAGAAGAGGAAAUCUUGUCCUGUUCAGGAGUACAUAUCUACAAACUUCUGGCAUAAUAUUUGAAUCAUAAAUGUAACAGAAUGGAAAAUCCCAAUUCUUUCUCAAAAUCACACACAGGGGAGAAGCUACAUAAUUGUAUGGACUGUGGGAAAUGUUUCAUUAGGAGAAGUUAUCUUACUAAACACCAACGUACUCAUACAGGACAGAAGCCAUAUAAAUGUGUGGAAUGUGGGAAGAGCUUCAGUGAGAGUGGACAUCUGCGUUACCAUCAACGAAUUCAUACAGGAGAGAAGCCAUAUAAAUGCAUGGAAUGUGGAAAAAGCUUCAUUCAGAGUGGACAUCUGCGUUCCCAUCAAAGGACGCACACAGGGGAGAAGCCACAUAAAUGCACUGAAUGUGGAAAGACAUUCACUCAGAGUGGAACUCUGCAUAUCCAUCAAAAGACACACACAAGGGAGAAGCCACAUAAAUGCAUGGAAUGUGGAAAGAGCUUCAGUCACAGUGUGACUCUGCGUAUCCAUCAAAGAACCCAUUCAGGGGAUAAGCCACAUAAAUGCAUGGAAUGUGGCAAGAGCUUUAGUCACAAUGCGAGUUUGCGUUCCCAUCAAAGGACCCACACAGGAGAGAAACCACAUAAAUGCACGGAAUGUGGAAAGAUCUUCACUCAGAGUGGGCAGCUGCGUAUCCAUCAAAGGACCCAUACAGGGGAGAAGCCGUUUGAAUGCACGGAAUGUGGAAAGAGCUUCAGUCAGAGUGGAACUCUGCAUUCUCAUCAAAGAACCCACACAGAGGAGAAGCCACAUAAAUGCAUGGAAUGUGGAAAGAGCUUCACUCAGAGUGGGCAGCUGCGUAUCCAUCAAAGGACCCACACAGGGGAGAAGCCACAUCACUGCAUGGAAUGUGGAAAGAGUUUUAGUCACAGUGCGACUUUGCGUACCCAUCAAAGGACCCACACAGGAGAGAUGCCACAUAAAUGCAUAGAAUGUGGAAAGAGCUUCAGUCGUAUUGGGAAUCUACGUAUCCAUCAAAGGACCCAUACAGGGGGAAAGCCAUAUAAAUGUAUCCAAUGUGGAAAGAGCUUCAGUCAGACUGCACAUCUGCUUUCCCAUGAAAGGACCCACACAAGGGUGAAGCUACAUAAAUGCGUGGAAUGUGGAAAAAGUUUUAGUCACAGUGGAAAUCUGCGUUCCCAUCAAAGGACACAUACAGGGGAGAAACCACACAACUGCAUGGAGUGUGGAAAGACCUUCAGUCGCAGUGAGAAUCUGCGUACCCAUCUAAGGACACAUACAGGUGAGAAGCCAUAUCACUGCAUGAAAUGUGGAAAGAGUUUUAGUCACAGUGUGAGUUUGCAUGCCCAUCAAAGGACUCACACAGGAGAGGAGCCACAUAAAUGCAUAGAAUGUGGAAAGAGCUUCCGUCAUAGUGGAAAUCUACGUAUCCAUCAAACGAUGCAUACAGGGGAGAAGCCACAUAAAUGCAUGGAAUGUGGAAAGAGCUUCAGUCACAGUGGACAUCUGCGAACACAUCAAAUGACCCAUACAGGGGAGAAACCACAUAAAUGCAUGGAAUGUGGAAAGAUUUUCACUCAGAGUGGACAUCUGUCUUCCCAUCAAAGGACCCAUACAGGGGAAAAGCCAUAUAAAUGCAUGGAAUGUGGAAAGAGCUUCAGCCAGAGUGCACAUCUGCAUUCUCAUGAAAGGACGCACACAAAGGUGAAGCCACAUAAAUGCCUGGAAUGUGGAAAGAGUUUCAGUCGCAGUGGGAAUCUGCGUACCCAUCAAAGGACACAUACAGGGGAGAAGCCACAUAAAUGCAUUGAAUGUGGAAAGAGUUUCAGUAACAGUAUGGGUCUGCGUACCCAUCAAAGGAACCACACAAGGGAGACACCAUAUAAAGGCAUGGAAUGUGGAAAGAGCUGCACACAAGGUUUAGCAUGCAUUCGAGUUGAAGAGAGGGUCUUCAUAGAUGCCGGCCCAGUAAGUUGGCAGUCCAAAUAAGAUAAAGAACUGACCACAAGAUAGAAGUAUUGGACGCCACUCUAUUACAGCUGUUUCCAGCCAUUGCUUGCACUAUAUAUUUCUCUUUCCUCUUCCCCUCCCUUAACAGUGUGUUUUCUUUUCCAAAUCCUCCCUGACUCCCACUCCCAGGCUGGAGUUGCCCAUUUUGGAAACUCUUAUUUUUUAAGAGGGGGGAGGGGGUUGAGAGAAUAAGAAUAAGGGAAUGUUUCGAAAAGGGAAAGGAGGGGGAUCUUGUAAAUAGUUAAGGAAACAGAGAAGAUGAUCCUAGAGGGACACCCGAGUCGUUUCCUGUCCUCCGGAAGGAAGAUUGGGGGUGGCUUCCAUGUGCCCUUCCUUCUCUGCCAUGUGACUUCCUGUCUGCCAUUGGUUAGAGGCCUUGCCCUAAUUGUCGGCAUGUGUAAUCCAUCGCCAUCCUUGUUGUGUGAAGUUCUUCUUGCGUUUGUGAGUAUCUUUGUAUAUUAAGAGAAAACCUGUAAAUAGUUCUGAGUAGCAACUGAAUCAAGAAUAAAACCUCCAAGGACUUUGGAUGAAA
Molecule: messenger RNA, 2800 nt
Organism: Anolis carolinensis (green anole)
Lineage: Eukaryota; Metazoa; Chordata; Lepidosauria; Squamata; Anolidae
Product: zinc finger protein 883-like
Exons: 3
Coding region: 328-2247 (639 amino acids)
Source: RefSeq, a predicted model, not a curated record